AUGGCUGGUGGUACUUUUGCCGUCAAUCGUGUGGAAUGUGCUCUUGUUUGGAUACAGUUAGUAAGGUCGAUUGCAUUAGCAAUCUUUUUACCAUGUUUGUUAUUCCUUGCUAGAUUCUCCUAUGAAACUUUGACAAUGAGUUGGAAGAAUGCCAGACGAGAUGAAUUGGCCCAUAAGUUUUAUUUACCACUUGUGGAAGAGAUGAUUAAAGUUGGUACUUUGUUGAUCAUGAAAGCUAUAUCGAAUAUCCAAUACAUUCAGUUAGGAUAUGUUCUAAUAUUUUUCAAUACAGUGCAACUUAUGGAUAGACUGUCGAUGUAUUUGCCUCAUUCGGAAAACUUUUCUAAAUUGUAUGAAUUAUUUACUCAUCAAAGAUCCUUUGAAAGUAAACAUGCUAAUGACAGUAAAGAGGAAAUGCAAGCUUUAUUCAGAAGUAUUCUUAAUAAUUCAGAUCCUGAAGAAACUCCAGAUAUCAGAGGUUCUAUAAGUUCAGAUAACUCUGAUGAAACUUUAAUUGUCAAUAAAAAAGUUUCUAUUGCAAGUUUUCCUCCUACAUUUAACAUGAAUAUGAAACAACAAACAGAAUCAUCUACUCCAAUUGAUAUUGCUGAUCCUACAAACACUGUAGAUACACAUAAAAUCCUUUCUAAUUAUAAAUCUUGUUAUGAUUUUGUCGAUAAGUUAUACUCAGUUUCACCUAAAAAUACCUAUCAUUUAAAUACUGCAACUGCAAUCGCAGCUUUUGAUUCCUCAGUUACUAAUAAUCAAGAAAUAAACUAUAAUGAUUUAUUAAGUAGUGUAGAGUCUAAUGAAGUGGCUCAUAAUGAACAAGAAGAUAAUAUAGACUUGACCUUAGAUAGAGUCCAUACUCAAGAUACACAUUAUGGAGGUGGUGGUGGAGGUAAUUUCAAGUAUAAGUUUCCUGACGGAAGAAAGAUUGAGUUUGGAGGUGGUGCAGGUUUUGAUUAUUCUCAUACUAAGCCAGAUAGUGGAAAAUCUAAUGCACUUGACAUAUAUGAAUCCAAAGAAUCUGGAUUAGUUCGUUUUGUUAAUUGGUUUUCUUGGUUAUUUCCUCAAUUUCUUCCUAUUAAUGCUGUUCAAGAGACUAAAGUUGCUUCUGAGAAUACACAUUUGAUUAGAAAGAGGUUAUCUACAUAUAAAAUCAACAAUCGAUCUCAAUCCCUUGUAUCUAAUUCUGCUUCAAUCGUAACUUAUUUUACUGAUGAGCAAGCGAAUUAUUAUGAUACAAAUGUACCAGUUAAUAGGUACCAAAACUUUCAAUAUUUCAUAACUAUCUUUUUUGAUUAUUCAUUUGAUGAUUUCAAAAGUGUGAUAGAUGUUCCUCCUUUAUUUAAAAGAUUUGGCUUAAUGUUAAAUGAAUUCCCAAUUUGCUAUGAUUUGAUGGAUUCUAUAAACAUUUUAAGUUGGAACUUUAUCGCUUUUGUUGUAUAUGGAGGUUUGUUUAUUUCAAGUGACAAUGUGGUACCAAUUACAGCUGCUAUAAUUAUUUUCGUUGUCAAGCUUUUCAAAUUGAAUUAUUUGAAUAAUUCUGAACAGAGAUUAGGAUUCAAAAUAAUUAUUUUAUGUGAGUCGUUUAUUACAGUGAUUGGACUAUUAGUAUGUAGUUUAUUGUAUUUUAGAAAAUUGGUUUAG
Molecule: messenger RNA, 1653 nt
Organism: Scheffersomyces coipomensis
Lineage: Eukaryota; Fungi; Ascomycota; Pichiomycetes; Serinales; Debaryomycetaceae
Exons: 2
Coding region: 1-1653 (550 amino acids)
Source: RefSeq, a predicted model, not a curated record